This is a messenger RNA of Gavia stellata (red-throated loon), 651 nucleotides long. RefSeq names its product claudin 5 (gene CLDN5). The record is from RefSeq and is a predicted model, not a curated record. The coding region runs from base 1 to 651 and encodes 216 amino acids. Gene Ontology annotation, biological process: cell adhesion; bicellular tight junction assembly. Gene Ontology annotation, molecular function: structural molecule activity. The transcript has a single exon. Gene Ontology annotation, cellular component: bicellular tight junction; plasma membrane. NCBI's taxonomy places the organism in Eukaryota, Metazoa, Chordata, Aves, Gaviiformes, Gaviidae.
AUGACUUCGGCGGCGCUGGAGAUUUUGGGGCUGGGGCUGGGCAUCCUGGGCUGGGUGGGGGUGAUCCUGGCCUGCGGGCUGCCCAUGUGGCAGGUGUCGGCCUUCAUCGACGUGAACAUCGUGGUGGCGCAGACCAUCUGGGAAGGGCUGUGGAUGAACUGCGUGGUGCAGAGCACGGGGCAGAUGCAGUGCAAGGUGUACGACUCCAUCCUGGCGCUGCCGCCCGAGGUGCAGGCGGGCCGGGCGCUCACCGUCAUCGUGGCGCUGCUGGGGCUGGUGGCCCUGAUGGUGACCGUGGUGGGCGCGCAGUGCACCAACUGCAUCCGGCCCGGCAAGAUGAAGUCCCGCAUCGUGAUCGCCGGCGGGGCCAUCUACAUCCUCUGCGGGGUCCUGGUCCUCGUCCCGCUCUGCUGGUUCGCCAACAUCGUCAUCAGCGACUUCUACGACCCCACCGUGCCGCCGUCCAAGAAGCGGGAGAUGGGGGCCGCGCUCUACAUCGGCUGGGCGGCCACGGCCCUGCUGCUCUUCGGGGGCUGCCUCAUCUGCUGCUGCUCCUGCUCCCAGCGCGACGAGACCUCCUUCCCCGUCAAGUACUCGGCGCCGCGGCGGCCCACCUCCAACGGCGAGUACGACAAGAAGAACUACGUCUGA